UUGAAGAAUUUUCGAUUUUUUCAAGGCGAAUGAAAACCAACUUGCUUAAUUAGAAAGGAAAGAAGUCCACGUCAGUGCGCGCCACGUGUCCGUCCCCAACCCCCAGGACGCACGCGAACAGGACAGGGGGAGUUCUCACGCUUUCCUCGUUCGGGGCGCUGUGUACGUGCAGAGGACGCAGAGCAAGCGAGGGGCGGAGCUGAGCUCAGCCAUGGUGUCCAAGGCGGCGAGCGACUUCGGCACCAAGUCCAGGAAGUGGAGCGGGGAGCAGUCGAAUGUGGGCGUUGGAAACUUGGUCUCCAAGAUAAAUCUGCUCAGAAAGCAAAUUCAAGCUGAGAGGACUUCUGCGAUCAAAGAGAAGUUUGAGAAAAAUGGGAAGAAGGUAGAAGAUCAUGUGCGCCAGCUCUUGUCGGAAGCAUCGAAAAACGAUGGCCUCGGUAAUAUAUUGUUGUCGAGGAUUGAGAAUCCUCUUGGGAAGUUUAGCGCAUUUGUUCAAGGAUCAGGUGAUAAAGAUGGCAUUCACAGUCAUGAAUUGUCAUCCUUUGUGGGCACCGAGCUUCCGUAUGCGGAGAAAUUACCUCCGUACACCACAUGGAUAUUCUUGGAUAGGAAUCAGAGAAUGGCUGAAGACCAGUCAGUGGUUGGGAGAAGACGUAUAUAUUAUGACCAACAUGGCAGUGAAGCACUCAUUUGCAGCGAUAGUGAGGAAGAUAUGACCGAGCCUGAGGAAGAAAAGCAUGACUUUUCUGAAUCUGAGGAUCGCAUACUAUGGUGGAGAGAGUUUGUUUGCAUGUGUCGUCUCUUGGCAAGGAUGGCAUUUGAGGACCAUGGUCACAGUGAGGAUGUACAGAACAUUGUGAGCCAGUUUGUUGGGGGCACCAAAUUAGAAAUCCAGGAGAGAUACAAAUUUCUUAAAGAGAACUAUGAAAAGAAACAAAACAAAAAUCUCAAAAACUCUGGAGAUGUGGGAACUGAUAAGGGAAUAUAUCUGGACAAGACCCUCAGUGCUGCUUUAGAUUCUUUUGACAAUCUUUUCUGUCGUCGUUGCUUGCUAUUUGAUUGUCGUCUUCAUGGCUGUUCCCAAAGCUUAAUUAUUCCUAGUGAAAAGCAGCCCUAUUCUCUUGAGCAUGAAGAAGAUGGAAAACCUUGUGGUGAUCAGUGCUACCUGAAGUUGAAUAAGUUGAAUACUAUCAAGGCUUCAUUGGAAUUUUCUGAUAUUGAUGCCUCCAAUGGAAUGAAAAGGGAAACAUUAAGAGAGAAAGAGGAAAGCAGGAGAUCCUCUAGUGCUGUAGAGCUGGUCACUGCAGAUCACAGCACAGGCAUCGCCCAAGAGCAUGAGCAAGCAAUACCUUCUUCCUCAGAAGGUAUUGAUGUAGAUCCACAGUGUCAUAAAUCUGUUAUUGCGGUAGGCACUGAGAUUGUUGGAAAGUGUAAGGAUAUAGAGAAGGAAAUUACUGCACCACAAGACCCAAAACUCAUUCCUGAUGAUUUUGGCGGAUUCCCUGUUAAAAAACAGAAGAUAAUGCUAUCACCUCAUCCCAAUGUAUCCAGUAAAGCAGAGUUUUACCCGGUCAUUGUUGACACUGCAGAGGAUUCCACUUUCAGUGAUUCUGGCAAACUCGGAUUUUCUGGCGGUCCUUCCAGUGAUAAGACCAAGGACCUUAUUAUAAAUGAAGAGGAAGAUGUCGUGGGGCUACCUGCUUUAGUAAAGACUUCCAGUAACGCUGGAGAACUGGGUGCUAUGAGAGAUGAAGGCUAUGUUGUUGCAGAGGCACCUAAAGUGAAGCGAAAAUCUAAUGAAAUUGCAGGCGAAAGGAUGGUGCACAUCUGUGAGUGGAAACCUAUUGAAAAAGAAUUAUAUAUGAAGGGAAUAGAAAUAUUUGGUAAAAACAGUUGUCUCAUUGCCAGAAACAUGCUUUCUGGCUUGAAAACAUGCAUAGAAGUAUCGAGCUACAUGCAUGAUGUUGGGGCUUCAAUAUCCAAUAGAUCAGGUGCUGCACCUAGUACAUGUUUAGAAGACAAUGGAAAAGCAGAUAUGGAUCAUGCUACUGAAGAAAUGCCUACAAAAACUCGGUUAAUUCGUAGGCGGGGCAGAACGCGGAAACUCAAAUAUUCCUGGAAGUCUGCUGGUCAUCCUUCGAUUUGGAAAAGAGUCGCAGAUGGUAAACAUCAGUCUUGCAAGCAGUAUACUCCAUGUGGCUGCCAGUUUAUGUGCGGAAAGCAAUGCACCUGUCUACAUAAUAGGGGAACUUGCUGCGAAAAGUACUGUGGGUGCUCGAAGAGCUGCAAGAAUCGUUUUAGGGGAUGUCAUUGUGCAAAAAGUCAGUGCAGAAGUAGGCAAUGCCCCUGCUUUGCUGCUGGACGUGAAUGUGAUCCAGAUGUUUGCCGGAACUGCUGGGUGAGUUGUGGAGAUGUGGGUGAGGGCCUAUGUGGAAACAUGAGGCUCCUGCUAAGGCAGCAGCAAAGAAUCCUCUUGGCCAAAUCUGAUGUUGCUGGAUGGGGUGCCUUUUUGAAGAACCCAGUGAACAGAAAUGAUUAUCUUGGAGAAUAUACAGGAGAAUUGAUAUCUCAUAAAGAGGCAGACAAACGUGGGAAAAUCUAUGACCGUGCUAAUUCGUCAUUUCUUUUUGAUUUGAAUGAUCAGUACGUACUUGAUGCUUUCCGCAAAGGAGACAAGCUUAAAUUUGCAAAUCACUCAUCCAACCCUAAUUGCUAUGCGAAGGUGAUGCUAGUGGCAGGAGAUCAUCGGGUGGGAAUUUUUGCGAAGGAGCAUAUCGAAGCAAGUGAAGAGCUCUUUUAUGACUAUCGUUAUGGGCCAGAUCAAGCUCCCGCAUGGGCCCGGAGACCUGAGAGUUCGAGGAGAGAUGAUCUAUUGGUCUCACAAGGUAGAGCGAAGAAGCACCAGUGAUCAGUCUCAGUCAUUACUUUCCUAGGUGACAUUUACUUCGUAAGAUUGGCGGCAGACAGGACAGUUCGCUUUUAGUGCAAUCUUUACUUGUAAGGGUAUACCAUAGAAAUCAUCCAAACAAAGGAUUUGAGUGUAGUACUAAGUACUGUACAUAUGUAUAUAUACAUCAGAGAGAGAGAGGAAUUACCUUGGGAUGAAUAAAUAUCGACCUAAUAAACGAGAGGAUUCAAAGUGUAAUUGUUCUAGAACAAAUCAAGGUUAUUUGACACUCC
Molecule: messenger RNA, 3180 nt
Organism: Eucalyptus grandis
Lineage: Eukaryota; Viridiplantae; Streptophyta; Magnoliopsida; Myrtales; Myrtaceae
Product: histone-lysine N-methyltransferase EZA1
Biological process (GO): chromatin remodeling
Cellular component (GO): PcG protein complex
Molecular function (GO): protein binding; histone methyltransferase activity
Source: RefSeq, a predicted model, not a curated record